UCUUCACAAAAGUCGUACACAUCACGGAAUCGGGAGGGAACCUCCGCUUCUGAAAACACCACCUAUCGAGACGUUAAAACCGGGCCUUCGCCUCUUCGGGCCAAUGUCACAGCUUCCACGCUAGGACUCUUAUUCAAACACGCUCUCAUCGCGCUCACUCACACAUCUGCAUAAGGUGGAUGUCGAAGAAAGAGCCAAAAGUAGGUGUGGCAAGGGCGAGACACACAGGAUCUAGGUUCUAGUAGAACUCAAACAAUUUCUUAAUCUUGAUCACUAGGUUAGCAGGUCAUCGUUAAUCACAAGUCAGAUGCUCCAAACCUCUUUUUUCUUUUUCUUUAAUAUUCUUUUCCUUGCUGCGUUGGCUGCUAUUUCGGGGUGCGGCAGCGUUGCUGACAUGGGAUGGUAAUACACUCUGGUACUGCAUUCCCUCGACCUGAAGCAAGCAUCGUAUUUGACUGGGUGCACAACUAAUAUCUGUUCGUUUGCAUGACUGAGGUGGGGCUCCGGGUCGACACCAUUGCGACGUGUAUUGGAAGAGGUUUGAGAGUUUGGGGGUUGUUGUGGGUUAUAUUAGGCCCUCCCUCCUUCAAAGCAGAGAGGAUAUCAUACCUCCUCAAUGUUUCGCUUUAGGAGGCCCUCCCAGUAGAGGAAACCAUCUCUCCUCAAUCCCACUUUCCCUCUAGAAGAGGGGUUCUGACGAUGCGGGCUUCUUUCCUCUCUGCGCUUUUGGGCGUUUUCGCUUUAUCCGAUGUUGCACAAACCUCAGAUGAAUACCCGGAAGCCACGGGAGCUACCCCCUCUCACUCUAAUUGCCGCUGUUUUCCUGGAGACCCUUGCUGGCCGUCAACACAGAAAUGGGGCAAAUUGAACGCUACAGUCUCUGGAAAAUUGAUCGCUACCGUUCCCCUCGGCACUCCUUGCCAUGCACCCGAUUACGAUGCGGCCAGAUGCCAGUAUAUCAAGGAAAAUUGGCACUUUCCCGAACUCCAGUAUGUGGACCCCCCCUAUCUCUGCCCCGAGAACCCCCAAUUGGUAGAGCCAAGUUACUGAUCGACCAUUGCAGCGACGAAUCCUCGAGUUCAAUUAUGGCGCCAUUCUACGCUAAUAGGAGCUGCGA
Tuber aestivum (summer truffle) is the source of this 1117-nucleotide messenger RNA. Lineage: Eukaryota; Fungi; Ascomycota; Pezizomycetes; Pezizales; Tuberaceae. The record is from the annotation of a GenBank genome assembly.